Rhodofomes roseus is the source of this 1539-nucleotide messenger RNA. RefSeq lists its product as uncharacterized. The coding region runs from base 218 to 1297 and encodes 359 amino acids. The record is from RefSeq and is a predicted model, not a curated record. The transcript is spliced from 5 exons. Lineage: Eukaryota; Fungi; Basidiomycota; Agaricomycetes; Polyporales; Fomitopsidaceae.
ACCCGGGCUAUGACAGGCCUCAUGCGCGAGCGAGGCGCUGCCGUGUCUUAUCACAUCCUCCAUCGCCUAUGGAUUGGAGGCCGCACUCGCACUGGUAGAUCUUCAGAGCACAUCAUACUCUUCUCUCCGACGCAGCAGCCUCUGCUCUGCGAAGACCUAUCGGGACAGCCUUCCCUGGUGCUGGGUUUCUUCUAGGGCAUAAGUACUGGGCCAGACCAUGGCUACCGCGCUGCACAUCAACACCAUCCACGACAUCAUCUCCGCCGUCGAGCAGAGCGACUCCUCUCAUGGCAUCUUUGCCUCCAGCUCCUCCAUGCGCAGACGUGCAAGAUAUCUCUCCUCUGAGGCACAUACACUCCAUUCAAUGCUCAGAUUCCGCGGAGAGAUGGGCACGACGGACAGGGCAGAGUACGAGUAUUUGUACGAUCACUACCAACGAGCUGCAUGCGGUCAGAACGCAAGGUCCCAACUCGAAGCAGCCCAAGACCUCUGGUCGUUCGCCCUCUACCAAGCCAGAGACACGUCGCACAGCCUCAUCACCGAAGCCGGUCGAAACCAUCGCACCCGCGACACGUCGAGGAACCCGCCCCGCGCGCCCGUCGUCCCACCCGACACUCACCAGCACCAGCACGUCAGUGCGCCCGUCAUCCCACCCGACACCCAAUUACAUACUCAAAACGGGCAACGGCGACAGGGCACCCCAGCCCCGCCCGAGAUGCGACAGCACCAGCAUGUCUUCAACGCGCCCGUCGUCCCGCCCUCAGCGCAGACGCAGACGCAGACUCGGACACGGCGACACGGAGACCCAGAGGGCACGUUCGGGCCAGUCCCCGUCGUUCCGCCCGAGACCCGUCACCACCGACAACGCUCCCCCGCCCCCGUGGUCCCCCCUCCUAUACCGGUCGCCCCGAACGACGCAAGCGGAUACGUAUCUCGAGCUCACCUCCGCCCGCCUCUUCUCCCGCAGCUACAGCAUGCGCCUGUGGUCCCGCAGAGCAGUAGCCGGGCGGACGCUCAGUCGGCAGCGCGGGCUCCGUCAAACGCACCCCAGGGAGACCGGCAGAGAAGUCGGGCUACGGGCAGACAGACGUCGUAUGGCCACCGCGUGCCCACAGGUCAUAGCAUGCCUCCGCCGCCGCACUUCUUAUGGCCCCCUCCGCCACUGCCCCCGCAGCCUCUGUUCGCGCCUAUGCCGAUGUCAAUGCCGGCGAUGGUACCCGUGUUGAUGAUGCAGCCCGCAUAUCCACCGCCGGUUGGAGAUGGGUGGGCGUAUCAGGCCAUACCCAAGCCGCGAUAGCGGAAGGGCCCCCUAGUCCCUGUUUGCGCAGGCUGAUGUCCCGGCUUGUGGGCUUCUAUCUUCCCUACUCGGUCUACACUUCGAGCCAGUCAUCGUACACAUCCCACUCCCACCUCCGCUCACAAGACGCUCCACGAGACGUGCACCGCCGCAGACUUCUCCACCGACUUCACGAAAUACUCGAGCGUCGUGCCCAUAUGUUCUUUCGCCCACGCAUGGUGGCCCUGUCAACACACUACAGU